GAAAUAAAUAAUGAAUGCAAAAAGCGGUGAUAGUUCUAUUGGUUCGUCACCACGUUGCGCAUUUGUAAGCUGUGGCAUCUCUAGAUUCUUGACAUUUCUCUACAGUCUGUUCCUCUUCAAAUUGCUAUUUGCUUCUUUAAUUGCUUUCUUUGGAAUGUGAAAUUCCUCUCUCUGUUCUUCUUAUACCUCCUAUUUUUGGUGUUCUUCGGGGAUUCCUCUUCUCUAAUCUCUCUGCCUUCAUAUCUUCACCGACUAUAAUUUUUCUCUUAUUCCGUCUAUUGUUGCUGUGUUCGCUUCUUUCAUUUGAUGGCGAUCGCCGAUACGCUUGAGAGUACAACCCCCUCGGAUAGCUCUUUAAGCGACUUGGAUGCCAGCCGCUUCCUUCGUAGGAGACCGACUGCUACCACCACCGCUGGAGUUCAGUCCGAUACAAUUUUGAGACCGAACAUUCGUGGGACUGAUACUUCGCCUCCAGAUCAUGCAGUUGAUAAUGGUUUAUCGGCUCCCAAGAGCUUUGAGGAGGACAAGGAGCGAAGUGACCCUGCUGAAAAUCCAAAUCUAAUGGAAAUGGAGAAGGAUCAUGGUGAAAAGGACGAAAGUCGAGACAAAGCCAAUUCUGAUGUUUCUGCUGUGAGAUUUGCUUACAGGCCUUCUGCUCCGGCUCAUAGACUAGUAAAGGAAAGUCCUCUGAGCUCUGAUGCGAUAUUCAGACAGAGCCACGCAGGUCUGUUCAACCUCUGUAUAGUAGUGCUUGUCGCGGUAAACAGCAGACUAAUCAUUGAGAAUCUUAUGAAGUAUGGCUUGUUAAUUCAAACUGGUUUUUGGUUUAGUUCAAGAUCCUUGCGAGACUGGCCACUUCUAAUGUGUUGCCUUUCUCUCCCUGUAUUCCCCCUUUCUGCCUUUCUUGUUGAGAAGCUGGCUUCACAGAAAGAUAUAUCUGAGCCUGUUAUUAUUUUUCUUCAUAUCGUUAUUACCACAGCUGCAGUUCUGUAUCCAGUUUUUAUGAUUCUUAGGUUUGACUCUGCUGUUUUGUCUGGUGUAACCUUGAUGCUCUUUGCAUGCAUUGUCUGGUUGAAAUUGGUUUCAUAUGCCCAUACGAAUCAUGACAUGAGAAAAAUUUCCCGAUCAGUUGAUCAGGGAGAUGUCGUGCCUAGUUCUCUGGAUUCAGACUACCCUCACAAUAUUAGCUUCAAGAGUUUGGUCUACUUUAUGCUUGCACCAACAUUAUGCUAUCAGCCAAGCUACCCACGAACAACACACAUACGAAAGGGUUGGGUAGUUCGACAAUUUAUUAAGUUAAUAAUAUUCACAGGGGUUAUGGGUUUCAUUAUUGAACAGUACAUAAAUCCCAUCGUCAAAAAUUCUCAACACCCUUUGAAGGGUAACCUUUUGUAUGCUACAGAGAGGAUCUUAAAGCUUUCUGUGCCAAAUUUAUAUGUUUGGCUCUGCAUGUUCUACUGCUUUUUCCACCUUUGGUUAAAUAUAUUGGCGGAGCUUCUUUGUUUUGGAGAUCGGGAGUUUUACAAGGACUGGUGGAAUGCCAAAACAGUUGAAGAGUAUUGGAGAAUGUGGAAUAUGCCUGUCCACAAAUGGAUGGUUCGCCACAUCUAUUUUCCAUGCCUAAGGAAUGGGAUACCGAAGAGAUAGAGAUAACGCAUGGGAUACUGAAGAAAAAUGAACACAACUGGAUGGUCUAUUAAGGCUCAGUGAUCUCAGCACCCAAAAGAUGAUUUCAUUUCAUAACUCAAAAUAUUCUGUUAGGUAGAUGCUUUAUUUUGAAAUUUCAUCUUCAAUUAAUCACCAAUUCAUCUACAAUUAUUAAAUAAUAGCACAAGGGUAGGCAACAAAAGUAUUAGAUCUGGCCAAGGAAUUUUGGCAUCUAUACAUCCAAUGUGAUAACAUUCAACAUGAUUCUAAGUGGACGGACUAUAAAUCUUUUUGUUAUAUUGAUUGCUGACAAGUUGAGACUUCUCUUAGCUUUGAACAAUAUAUUGUAAGCUAAUUGUAAACCUGCCACAAUCAACUUAAUGUAAUCUUGUCAUUAUUUGACUUUGUUCAUCUAGUCUUACAAAAUGCUUUGUAUUCUAUCAGUUUCUAAUCACUGAACUCUGAAAAUUUCAUGUGUGAACUGACCAUUAAUUUCAUUAAUUGUUCUAUAAAAAAUUAUUGUAUGAAAUGCUGUAUUUUUU
Messenger RNA from Benincasa hispida (wax gourd), 2189 nucleotides. It is a transcript of the gene TAG1, whose product is annotated as membrane bound O-acyl transferase (MBOAT) family protein. Gene Ontology annotation, cellular component: chloroplast envelope; endoplasmic reticulum membrane. NCBI's taxonomy places the organism in Eukaryota, Viridiplantae, Streptophyta, Magnoliopsida, Cucurbitales, Cucurbitaceae. The record is from RefSeq and is a predicted model, not a curated record. Gene Ontology annotation, molecular function: diacylglycerol O-acyltransferase activity. Gene Ontology annotation, biological process: triglyceride biosynthetic process.